AUGGGUAUUGUGAGAGAUAUCGGUCAAGACAUAACUGAUGAAGAGAUAGUUAACAUCGGAAAGGGAUUGAGCCCUGAAGUCAAAUGCAUAAGGGUACGUAGAUUCAACCGUAGAAAGGUUACAGAAAAUGGGACCAUUUUUGUGAAAACAAACACUUGCGUGUUGACGUUUGAGGGUACGACCCUUCCCAAGUAUUUUGAGCUAUAUACCAUCAGACUGCCAGUGGAGCUAUACAUUCCCCCAGUGGUUCAGUGCAAUAAAUGCCUGCGUUAUGGUCAUGUUCGUAACCUUUGUAGGGGUAAAUUCAGAUGUAGGAAAUGUGGAUCAUAUCACGAGGAUGAAAAACCGUGUGAUUUGGAACCUUGCUGCAUUCACUGCCAACAAGGUCACGAAGCAACUGACAGGAAAUGUCAAGAAUAUGCAAGACAGGUAAAGAUGAGGGAAAUUAUGGCCUUGCACAAUGUAUCUUUAUACGAGGCAGAUAAAACAUGUAGAAGGCAAAUAGCACCUCGUCUCCCAGAAUUUCCCACCCUGCCACAUGACAGGUCUGAGACCUCUUUAAUGAAUUCACGUAAACAAUCAUAUGCUAAUGUUGUAGCUACUAACCAAAGCAGAUCAUAUGGUUCUGUACGACCCAUUAGCAGUGCACCAAGUCCAAAAAGGAAGAUCUCAGAGCAAACAGGUUAUGAUAGAGCUGCGCAUAAUGCUUGUUUGAUUCCCAGCCGACCUGUAUCUCCAAUUAUAUCUUAUUCUCGAACACCUAUUCAGCUCUCGAAGACCUCUGUUUCGUAG
Harmonia axyridis is the source of this 792-nucleotide messenger RNA. RefSeq lists its product as uncharacterized. Lineage: Eukaryota; Metazoa; Arthropoda; Insecta; Coleoptera; Coccinellidae. The coding region runs from base 1 to 792 and encodes 263 amino acids. The record is from RefSeq and is a predicted model, not a curated record. The transcript has a single exon.